This is a messenger RNA of Phascolarctos cinereus (koala), 960 nucleotides long. Lineage: Eukaryota; Metazoa; Chordata; Mammalia; Diprotodontia; Phascolarctidae. The record is from RefSeq and is a predicted model, not a curated record.
AGAGGAGACUGUGAAUGGUGGCUGAGGCCAGAAGGCCCAGGGCCUGGGGGCUGAAGAGGCCUGAGGCCCUGGGAGGCCUGGAGCCAGGUCUGCCCCACACCCAUCCCCUCUCCUUCCCUCCAAGCAUGCUGGCUCUCCUGUCUGCCAUCCCCCAGGAGUCUAUUGGCCUGCCCCAGAGAACACCUUGGAAGACUGCUGGGCAAGUGUACCUCUUCCUGUCAGCUGCCAUGAUGCUAGGGAAGAUGGGACUGGACAUCAUCUGGAUGUGGCCCUUCCAGCUUCUGCCCUUUUCUUCUGAAAAGCUAUUUCCACAUCCUUGGAUGAUUCUCCAGGACGUGGUCAGGUUCCUGUUGGUCUAUGUGGUUUUCCUCCUGGGUUUUGCAUCUGCCCUCUCGGCUCUGACCAGCCAGUGUCUGGCACCUGGCCGCUGUCCCUACCACAGCAUGGGGAGUGCGUCGGGAUCUCUCUUCAAGCUGACCCUUGGGCUCGGGGACCUGUCGGGUCCUGAGCACUCCAAGUUUCCAGUCUUCUUUCUCCUCCUCCUCAUCACCUAUGUGAUUCUCACCUCUGUGCUCCUCCUCAACAUGCUGAUUGCCAUCAUGACCCAGACCGUCAAUAUGGCGUUCUCCCGGAAUGAGAAAAUCUGGCGUGUGCAGAGAGCUGUCACUAUCUUGGACCUGGAGAGGUGUCUGCCAGAGGCCUGGCGGUGGUGGCUUCAGGAAGGCAAGAUUCACUCUAACCUGGAGGUGGGGCUGACCCCGAGCCAAGAAAGAGACCUGAGGACGUGCUUGCGGGUGAAUGAAAGGAGACAGGCAAGGGCUGCUGGGAGGAACCAAGUCAUGGGCAUCAGUGAAGACCCCACUGUCCCCCCAGAUCCCUAAGGUAUGGAAAUACAAGCGUGGUUCAGUGGUUACAGCACUGGUCCAGGAGUCAGGAAGACUUGAGUUCAGAUCUGGCCUC